CCGUUCGGCUUGGGCGGCAACGCCGUCGCUGCCUGGGGCGACGCAGACGCGAUUUGUAUCAACCUUGCGUCCGUUACCUUCUGCUUUACACGCAAUUUGGGCGUCGGCACGUUGGACGGCAACAUGGUCGACAUCGCUGUGAGCGGUACGACGGUGUACGGUAUCGACGCCACUGGUACACUCUCGAAAGGCUCGCUCACAAGCAUUACACAAAACACGGCGUCGUGGGUGGCAAUGGCCAAUGCGCCGGCGCUGAGCGACGUCUCGGCGGGUGGCGGGCGCGUCUGUGGCGUCAAGAAGGCCGACAAGAAGAUCGUGUGCUCGACCGACGGCGCCACGUGGACGCAGCUGCCAGGUGCCAACUGGGUGCACGUCGCGGCAUUUGGCAACAAAGUAUACGCGACCGACAGCAACAACGCUCUCAAGUCGUAUACGUUCGCGUAGUCGAUCUCGAAACCAGUGCUUUCGUCAGCACAAGGGUCGCCGGGUUCCCAAUAUACUGUAGCACGGUUCAAAAUCGAGUGCUCUUUUGCAUA
Messenger RNA from Saprolegnia diclina VS20, 536 nucleotides. RefSeq lists its product as hypothetical. The coding region runs from base 124 to 444 and encodes 106 amino acids. The transcript has a single exon. The record is from RefSeq and is a predicted model, not a curated record. Lineage: Eukaryota; Oomycota; Saprolegniomycetes; Saprolegniales; Saprolegniaceae.